This is a messenger RNA of Stegodyphus dumicola, 1295 nucleotides long. RefSeq lists its product as uncharacterized. The record is from RefSeq and is a predicted model, not a curated record. Lineage: Eukaryota; Metazoa; Arthropoda; Arachnida; Araneae; Eresidae.
CUUGUAUGCAAGAACCUUGCAUGCACGGCGGAACGUGCCACGAUGUUCCUACUUCCGUAAACGAUGUCAGAGGGUAUAUUUGUUCUUGUCCAUGUGGUCGUUGUGGUCGUGAUUGUAAGAAACUUCAUUUUGGCCAUGUGGAAAGAGCAUGCAUAUACCUCUUCAAUGCUGGAUACCAGAAAGUGAAAAGCCCUGAAGAAUGCAUGUCAUUUUGUUGGGAUACUCAAGGCUGCAGAUCUGCAGAUUAUAUCAGUAAAGAAGGAGCCUGUUGGUUAAACUCCGUUACAGGAGACGAAGAACCUCUUACGAUGGACUGUGAUCAGUGGUAUCCUGGAGUAGCAUACCUGUUUUUUAACUGCACUUGCUGAUCUCCUUACUAAUAAAAUUUCAUAUUUGCUAUCAACAUGCAUAGGCAAAUCUUAAUUAAAAUAAUACACAGGCUGAAUGAAAAAUUUUAAGACUGACUCUAUUUCUCUUCCCGAAUAUUAGGCAUGGCAACCUUACACAUCUGAACCUGCAAUUGGACAGCAAUGAUAAUAGCUAUUAUUUACAGCGACUGAAAGCACUUGGUACGUUUUGUAGUGGUGGGUUAGAAAGAAAUCUUUAUGACUACAUCUCAGAGAUAAGAUACACACAUAUAUUGAUUGAAAUUUUGAGUUAAACUUACGCACAGCCAUCAUAAAACAACUUAAAUGCUAGAGCACGUUUUCAUUUAGCCGUGCUUUAGUCCUUCAGUGAUGGGAGCACUUCAAUUCUAUAAAACUAGUAAAAACGUACGUGACUGAUAAAGUACGUUCUGGAAAGUUAUACACUACAGUUACGGAUGUCAACCAGCUAUAAGUAGUGCAUCCAAGAGUAGGCAGUAAAGCGUGACUUAUGUAAAUGCCUUGAAAAAUAUUUGCGUGGUGUCAUAAAGACUGGAUUUGCUGAAAAAAAAAUAACAGUGGUUUAACUCUAGGACAAUGCUAGGUGCUGCUGCUAUGGCAUUGACAGCACAUCACGGGAGAAGAUGUUCUCUUUAGAUAAGAUAGCGAAAGACGCCAUGCUCUCAGUACUAUGUCAUGAAACAGUCUAUAUCAUAUUUUUAAAAAGCAUGAUGAAAAAAUAUAAUUUAGUGAAAAGAACUGAGAUUUGAAAAAUUAAAAAAGGGGGAAAAUGUGUAGAAUACAUAGGAUUAUCUAAUUCUGAAAAAGAGAAACAGUCUUAAAACUUUACAAUCAGCCUAGGUAGUUUUGAAGCGCACUGAAGUUUACCCAAGUAUUUCGGGAAGGAAAAAAAAAAAAAAAAAAAAAAAA